Molecule: messenger RNA, 2993 nt
Organism: Arvicanthis niloticus (Nile rat)
Lineage: Eukaryota; Metazoa; Chordata; Mammalia; Rodentia; Muridae
Gene: Pus7l
Product: pseudouridine synthase 7 like
Biological process (GO): pseudouridine synthesis
Cellular component (GO): nucleus
Molecular function (GO): RNA binding; pseudouridine synthase activity
Source: RefSeq, a predicted model, not a curated record
CUGUAAGCGGCUAGGCGUCGGAAUUCUGGGCAUGCGCACUGUGUCACACAAAGGACUACUUUUCUCUCGGAAGUGAGGCACCGUGAAGAAUGGAAGAGAACACGGAUGACGGCAUCAGGUUUAGCUCCUUGUGUUUCAUCAAUGAUCACGUUGGCUUUCAGGGCAGUAUAAAAACCUCAGCCAGUGACUUCAUUGUUAUCGAGAUCGAUGAACGGGGACAAUUAGUCAGUAAGGCCGCCGAUGAGUCUCUCUAUGAAAUCAGUAAAAUACAAUCUGAACCGAGUAAUUCUGUCAAAAAGCCAAAGCUAAAUAUUCAGAAUGUAUCCUUAGAACAUGAAAAUAAUGAAGAAGUUGCUGACUUGCCUGGGUGUUCAGAUGGUGACCAGAUCCAGCCUGGGUGCUCCGAUAGCGACCAGAUCCAGCCUGGGUGCUCCGAUGGCCACCAGAUCCAGCCUGUGUGCUCCGAUGGCGACCAGAUCCAGCCUGGGUGCUCCGAUGGCCACCAGAUCCAGCCUGUAUGCUCUGAUGGCGACCAGAGCCAUCAUUCUGACUCAGAAAAAGAAAACAGUGUCAACGGUGUGACUUCUAAAUGUGAAGAACAAAGUGUUGAUUUAUUAAAUUCACUUUUAGAUGAGAAAACUCACACAUCGCUGGAUCAGUUUGCCUGUGAUGUCAAAGGGAUGUGGAAUUCAGAAACUGAAUUAAUUGAACCAUCUCCUGAAUUGUCCCUAGGCAGGAUCCUUGACAAAAACCAAAGGGCUGUUUUGCACAGUGCUGUCAGGCAGAAAUUUCCCUUUUUGAUAACCAGAGGAAACAACAGCGAAGUUGUUGUAAAACCAAACCUUGAGUUUAAAGAACUCUGCCAUUUGGUGUCUGAAGAAGAAGCCCUUGGCUUUUUCAAAUAUUUGGACGCAAAGAAAGAAAAUUCCAAGUUUACCUUUAAACCGGAUCCAAACAAGGAUCACAGGAAGGCCGUGCACCAUUUUCUCAACAAGAAGUUCGGAAACCUGGUGGAAACCAAGUCCUUUCCUGGGCAGAACUACAGCGCUGGGAACUCAAGCACAGCCAUAACCGUGAGAUUCCGGGAAAAAGCACACGGGAAGAGAUCGCAUCCGGAAUGCGAGAGAAGAAAAGCUGUGUGUACAGCUUUUACCCUACAAAAGGAAAAUCUGGAGAUGUUCGAAGCAAUUGGUUUUCUAGCCAUCAAACUUGGUGUUAUUCCUUCGGAUUUCAGUUACGCGGGCCUUAAAGACAAGAAAGCAAUCACCUAUCAAUCAAUGGUGGUUAGAAAAGUGACUCCAGAGAGGUUGAAAAAUAUUGAAGAGGAAAUUAAGAAGAAGAGAAUGAAUGUGUUUAAUAUUCGGUCCGUAGGCGAUUCUCUCAGACUUGGUCAGCUCAAGGGAAAUCACUUUGAAAUUAUCAUCAGAAAUCUAAGAAAUCAACUAAAUGAUUCUGCAAACCUGAGAGAGAGGAUCUUGGAGGCAAUAGAAAAUGUUAAGAAUAAAGGUUUUGUGAAUUACUACGGACCACAGAGAUUUGGGAAAGGAAAGAAAAUUCAAACGGACCGAAUUGGAUUGGCUCUACUGAAGAAUGAAAUGGUGAAGGCCAUAAAAUUAUUUCUUACACCAGAAGACAUGGAUGAUCCUGUCAAUAAAGCAAAGAAAUACUUUCUUCAAACUGAGGAUGCUAAAGGGACGCUUUCACUGAUGCCUGAGUUCCGGGUUCGAGAGCGGGCGCUGCUGGAGUCGUUGCAUCGCUUCGGCUUGACGGAGGAAGGCUGCAUCCAGGCCUGGUUCUCCUUCCCCCAUUCCAUGCGCAUAUUCUACAUCCACGCAUACAGUAGCAGGGUUUGGAACGAGGCAGUGUCUUACAGACUGGCAGCCUACGGACCCAAGGUGGUGGAAGGGGACCUGAUCUGCUUGGAUGAAGAUGCGAAUGAGCAUUUCCCAAGCAGUAAAGUUCAUCUGGUGACCAAAGAAGAGGAAUCAGCCAACACAUAUGCACUGCACCAGGUGGUUCUGCCUGUGCUUGGAUACAACAUUCAGUACCCAGAGAACAAAGUAGGGCGGUGGUACCAAGGAGUCCUCAGCAGGGAUGGACUGCAGGCCUGUAGGUUCAGGGUGCCCGCCCUAAAGCUGAAUGUACCCGGAUGCUACAGGCACAUCGUGAAACACCCCCACAACUUGUCACAUCGACUAGUCCAUCCUGAUGCCGCUGAGAUUCAAGUGGAAGGGCCCCACGAUGAUGUUACAGCCUCAUCACUGUCCUUGUCCUUUGACCUCGACGCUUCCUGUUAUGCUACCGUUUGUCUGCGGGAAAUGAUGAAGGGCGGCGACAUUUAAACCCACACCCUGAUGCAGCCGUGUGCCCUGUGUUUGGAAGCAAGGGUAGCUGUGGUUCCUAAGACUCCACCUUGAGCUUCACGGUUGCUGUUCGUUGGUUUUCACGGUAUCCUGAGAGGCUGGGUGUGGUGUAUUAACGUAAGCAUCAGUGUCUAAGUUUAAAGCUGUGUGACCGAGGUCUUUAAGGUCAUGCAUCAGGAUUUUUGCUCCGGUCAUGAAAGUUCCAGGUCUUUGGAGCAUGUCUCUGAGCACUGGCUACUGUGCAUCACGCAUAAGAGGUGGAGAGAGAACACUGUCCACACUGCUUAGAAAGGUAAAGCCAGGUGACAGUGAAACCAUGGUGAUAGGACCAGAGAAGCUUUUCUCCAUCACUGCCAUCCUUUCCGGCAUGAAGUGGCUGGUGUAACCCCAUGCAAAGGCAGUGUCUGUUCUCAUAAUGUAUUUAUGAGAUCAUCUUUGAGGAAGACUGAAGAUUUUAAUUAAAUUUUCUAUACUAAAUUUUUACCUGUUCCCCUAACUUUUUGUUUUGUUUUCUGUCACCUAAACUCAGAUUUUAGACUGUUGUCUGUAUCCACGCUCUGUUUCUGACCCAUACGAAUGACACUGGAUAUGGUACUGAUUCUUUUUGAAAAUACAGUCCUGAUUUCCUGA